AUGUCAGCCAGAUCUCCGGUUACCUGCCACAUAUUGGACACGCAGUUUGGCAAGCCAGCUGCAAACGUCGCUGUCACGCUCUUCAGACUCGAAGGCGGUGGAUCGUCGUUUAAUUCACUCGCAGAAAGCGUCACGGAUGCAGAUGGACGAUGCACAACCCUGCUCCCCCCUCAAACCCUCAUGGCCGGCACAUACAAAAUGCAUUUCGCCACAAAGUCGUAUUUUGAGAGCACUGGUAGAGAGACCUUCUUCCCCUUUGUCGAGAUUGUGUUCGAUCUCAAAAAUCCAGAUCAACAUUAUCAUAUCCCUCUGCUCCUCAGCGCAUUCUCCUAUACAACCUAUCGGGGUAGUUAA
Messenger RNA from Serendipita indica DSM 11827, 354 nucleotides. Lineage: Eukaryota; Fungi; Basidiomycota; Agaricomycetes; Sebacinales; Serendipitaceae. The record is from the annotation of a GenBank genome assembly.